This is a messenger RNA of Oryzias melastigma (Indian medaka), 1831 nucleotides long. RefSeq names its product GLE1 RNA export mediator (gene gle1). The transcript has 10 exons. Bases 45 to 1469 code for a protein of 474 amino acids. The record is from RefSeq and is a predicted model, not a curated record. Lineage: Eukaryota; Metazoa; Chordata; Actinopteri; Beloniformes; Adrianichthyidae. Gene Ontology annotation, biological process: regulation of translational initiation; poly(A)+ mRNA export from nucleus; regulation of translational termination. Gene Ontology annotation, cellular component: nuclear pore; cytoplasm; nuclear pore cytoplasmic filaments. Gene Ontology annotation, molecular function: phospholipid binding; inositol hexakisphosphate binding; translation initiation factor binding.
UUCUCAUUUGCCAGAUCUUAAAUCUUCGAUUGAGGGAGCUGGAGAUGCAGCGCCUUCGUGAGGCUGAGCUUGAAAAGCAGAAGCAGGCAGAGGGCAGGGAAAAAUUGCGAAACCUCAACACUAUCCAGGAAGAGAUCCUGCAGCUCAACCAGCUGCUGGAACCGUCCACACAAACCAUCACUGACCUCCCCCCCAGUAGCCUCAGCUCUUACAGCAGCCGUGGGAACCAGCUGUGCUCCCAAGUGUCGGAGGUGGUGAGGAAGACGGCACAGGGAGAGUUUCCCAGUGCUGAGGACAUGACGGCAGCAGAUCGAGCUCUCCACGACAUGAGGGAUCUUAUCCACCUGAUGCAGCAGGAGGUAACCAAGGCUCAAGAAAGGAAGAAAAAGAAGCAGGAGCAGGAAAAGGAGCUGUGGAAGCAGCAGGAGCUUCAGGCCCAGCAGGACGUGCAGAGGAAAGCUCAGCAGUUAACUAUUGAAAAGGCCCCCAAAAAAGGGCUGCAGAACAGUGCUGACAGCGUCACUAUCUCGUGGUUUAAAGAACUGCAGGAUUCAGCUGUUCGGUGCACUCAGACUAUUGAGCCACUAUCCUCUUCAAAAGACUCCCAAACAAAGAAACUGAAGCUGGAGCUUCAGAAAGCAGCAACCAUCCCUGUCAGCCAAAUUUCUAGCAACUCCGGCAGGAAACUCAAAGAAAUCUUCAACAAGAUCAACAACUUGCUUUUGGGUCAGUCAGUUGUGUCUGGAGGGAAGCCGAUCUCCAGCUCUCAGCACCCACUGGCCCUGAACUUUAUUAGCUACAAACUAGCUGAGAAAUUUGUGAAACAGGGUGAGGAGGAGGUUGCAUCUCACCACGAAGCAGCCUUCCCUAUUGCCGUGGUGGCCUCUGGAAUCUGGGAGCUGCACCCUCAUGUGGGAGACCUCAUACUGGCUCAUUUGCAUAAGAAGUGCCCCUACGCAGUCCCACAUUACCCCCCAAUGAAGGAUGGCACUCCUGUGGAGGAAUACCAGAGGAUUCUCGGUUACCGUGUGGAUGACAACGGCGUGGAGGGUCAAGACAGCUUCCUGAAGAGAAUGUCCGGGAUGAUCCGGUUCUAUGCUGCCAUAAUCCAGCUCCGGUGGCCCUUUGGCUCCAAACAGGGGUCUACUCCUCACGGCCUGGAACAUGGCUGGCGCUGGCUGGCUCAGAUGCUGAACAUGGAGCCUCUGGCAGACAUCACUGCGACGCUACUGUUUGACUUCUUGGAGGUUUGUGGCCAUGCAAUGAUGACCCGGUACCAGAGUCAGUUCUGGAAAGUCCUCCUGCUCCUCAAAGAAGAGUAUUUCCCCAGAAUUGAAGCAGUGACCAGCAGUGGAGAACGGGGGUCAAUCAUCAGACUCAAACAGUUUUUGGAGACGUCACUGCAGAGGAGACAGAUCAGUCCACCUAAAGGCCAACUGACUUCCACCUUCUGGAUGUCUUAUGAAUAAAGACAGGAGCAGCUGCUGCGUUGAAUAGUUGUCUGUGGCCAGAAGCAGCAGCUCCUGUGAAGAAGCUGAGGACCGAAGUUCUGCUUUAUGUCCACUAUGGAUAGAUGAGGUCAUGAUUUUUAUUUUCUUUAUGUUUCUAAAUUGUCAAACAAAUUUGUGGACUUUACGCCCCAAUAAGACAUUUGAUAGUGCUGUGUAGCCAUUUUUUUUUUUUUUUUUAAAUACAUGUUCCUUCCUCUGAGUUUGCGUCAAAUGGUCUCAUCCAACCAAAAUGCUCGCCUGAAACUACUAUUACUUGAUAUCCUGAUAUCUGAAAUGCAGCAAGAGCUUAAUGCCUCUUAAUAAAUGUUAAAUGAAGAACA